GAAUUCCUACUACGUAUGGCUGUCAAUCUCUUCUCAUUCUUUCCGCCAUCCAGUUCCUCCAACAGUUUUCAUCGGGUACAUCAAUAGAACAUCUUCCAUAGCUGGCAUGCGUACGGAAGCAUAAACAUGGCAACAACACCUGUUUCCACGGAUCUUGGGCCAGUAACGGCCAGCGUCACGGCCACUCUUUUCGACGUCAUUGCCACUUCAAUCUCUUCAGUCUCGGUCGGCGAAACACCCUAUGAAACACAAACUCUAGCUGGGUCAAAUGACACUACCCUGUUUGAUGGAGGUAUGGGAAUGCCAGACACGGCAUCCGGGGAUAGCGAGGGAAGCUACAUUCUAAAUACAUUUAUUGGCCUUUUUAUAGUCCUUGCAUCCUCCGUAUUCAAUGCCCUAGGGUUGAAUAUGACCAAAUUAGAUCAUGUGAGGCAGCAAAGCAUUCCAAAAGGGCAGAGGAAGAAGGAAUACUUGCGGUUGCUUUGGUUAUCGGGAAUGGGAAUGUACAUAGCUUCACAAGUUUUUGGAUCGCCAUUAGCACUUCGCUACCUUCGUCCUGACUGGGUCGCGCCCUUGGGCUCGUCAUCCCUCGUUUUCAACUUUCUCUUCGCCUACUGGCUUGUCGGUACUCCGGUCACUACUUCUGAUAUAAGAGGAACGGCAGUGAUCAUACUGGGUGUCAUUCUGAUUAUCGUCUUUUCCAGUAUCAAUCAUGGGCUGCAGCAAAGUCUUAGUAUCGAGCGCUUGAAUUCACUCUGGUCCCGACCUGCUUGGCUAGCCUAUUUCAUCGUGGUUGUACUUUUCACCGCCAGUGCCUACAUUGUAUCCCUACUGCUCCAGUCACUGCUCUCAUCCCGUGCAUCCUUCUCCCCCCUUGCGUCACCGUCCCUCGAGCUCCCCGUCUCCAGGUCAUCAUCACCUAAUCCCUUUGUAAAGACGUACAGGAAACUGACAGGUAAUUGGGGAAAGUUUGAGAGAUUUGCAGUAGGGAAAUUGGAAGUCAUUUUCCAAAGGACAGAUGAUGUCAAGGUGACUUGGUUGCAAGGGAUUGGGUGGGCGGUGGCUGGUGGAAGUUUGGCAGGGCUAUGUCUUGUGUUUACAAAGGCGGUAGUCAAGAUCAUGUGGCUACCUGGACAUCCGCUUGUACAUCCCUCGGCUUUGAUCAGUCUUUUGCUUGUCAUCUUAACGGCUGUGUUGCAGAUCGUUUGUCUGAAUAGGGCAAUCGUCUGCGCUGAUACUGUUGUUGUGGUGCCUCUUUUCUACGCCGGUUACACUGUCUUCGGUUUUGUCAACUCUUUAAUAUUCUACGACGAAAUCAAGCAGUACGCACGCUGGGUGCUGAUUGUCGUUUUCCUCUCUAUCGCCGUUCUCAUCUCUGGAGUUGUUCUCCUUUCUCUUAAAUCAUCGGCCAACACUUCAUCCGACCCGUAUACGGUCUCAACACAACCAACAGGUAGUAUGCGCCUACGGCCACGUGCACCCAAAUCUGAAACGAUUGCUGAAACUGAAAAUGACGAGGCGGGCCCAUCAGCUUAUCGCAAAGAGGAAGAUGAUGAGGAGUACGAAGGGGUUUCUGGGCCAAGGGAUGUGCUUUGGGAAGUGGGCAGUGUGAGCGACCAUUCAGGGGAUGAUGGACACGAUGCUGAAGAGGAAGGAACGGGGAGAGGUGUUGGCGGAGUGAAAGGAGGUACGGGCGAAAGAAGAGGUUUAUUGGGAGAAGAAGAGCAGGACGUUCACGAAGGAGAGGAUAAAGAAGGCGCAGCAGGAAAUCCGUUUGAAGAGGGAGAUGACGGGUUUGGGGAGUACGAAGGGGUUAACGUGGAGGAAGAGCAAAGUACAGAACACAGAUAGCA
Cryptococcus deneoformans JEC21 is the source of this 1853-nucleotide messenger RNA. Its product is annotated as expressed protein. Gene Ontology annotation, molecular function: magnesium ion transmembrane transporter activity. Gene Ontology annotation, biological process: magnesium ion transport. The transcript has 8 exons. The record is from RefSeq and is a predicted model, not a curated record. Gene Ontology annotation, cellular component: membrane. The coding region runs from base 127 to 1851 and encodes 574 amino acids. Lineage: Eukaryota; Fungi; Basidiomycota; Tremellomycetes; Tremellales; Cryptococcaceae.